Messenger RNA from Cricetulus griseus (Chinese hamster), 4903 nucleotides. Lineage: Eukaryota; Metazoa; Chordata; Mammalia; Rodentia; Cricetidae. The record is from RefSeq and is a predicted model, not a curated record.
UAAUGAAUGUUAUAACAGUUGAAGAUUAUAAGAGCACAUACUGGCCAAAACUAGAUGGUGCCAUAGAUCAACUUUUAACCCAGAGUCCUGGUGACUAUAUACCUAUAUCCUAUGAACAGAUUUACAGUUGUGUAUAUAAGUGUGUAUGCCAGCAGCACUCAGAACAGAUGUACAGUGAUCUGAUUAAAAAGAUAACCAGUCACUUAGAGCGAGUCUCUAAGGAGCUGCAGGCCAGCCCUCCAGACCUCUAUAUCGAAAGGUUUAAUAUAGCUCUGGGACAGUAUAUGGGAGCAUUGCAGAGCAUUGUGCCUCUUUUCAUAUAUAUGAAUAAGUUUUACAUAGAAACAAAGCUUAACAGAGACUUAAAAGAUGAUCUUAUAAAGCUGUUUACGGAACACGUUGCAGACAAGCACAUUUACAGCCUAAUGCCUUUACUUUUAGAAGCCCAGUCAACACCAUUUCAGGUCACACCUUCAACUAUGGCAAAUAUUGUGAAAGGCCUGUACACUCUCAGACCAGAAUGGGUUCAGAUGGCUCCAACUUUGUUUUCUAAGUUUAUUCCAAACAUUCUGCCUCCAGCUGUGGAAUCUGAACUUUCUGAAUACGCCGCUCAAGAUCAGAAGCUUCAAAGAGACCUUAUACAGAAUGGUUUCACCAGAGGUGACCAGUCCCGGAAGAGAGCUGGGGAUGAGUUGGCUUAUAACAGUCCGUCCGCUUGUGCAAGUUCCAGGGGAUAUAGAUAGUGACUGUUGAAGUACUUUCUUCCGGAGAGAAGACACACUGGAGCUGCAGAAACUGUUCCAGGCACAGCGGGGCCUGCACCACUCAGGAGCUCUGUCAAAAAGCUGUUCUCAGAGAGGAUGCCGCACUUCUUUGAUUUUUUUUGGUUUUCAAAAACAAGAACUAACAAAAACAAUUGCUGCUAGACUUGGGGGUGAUUUUGAAAUAGGACAAUCUUUUAAUGAGUUUAUCUACAGAGCAAGUGUCUUGGAGAGUGGCCAUUGCUAAGUGAAGCCCAACAUUCAAAUCAGCUUCCUCCAAAAAAUACAAGAACGAAAGAAUCUUAAUUUUUUAAACACUUACCUUGUUCAUUUGUGGACUUGGCACAUGGUGGUGUGUGUGUGUCUCAUGUCAAGAUAUCUUUGCUUUAAAACCAAGCAGGUGUUACAAUACAGUAUUUUCACCCAUGUCCCAAACAAUCUGUUUUAAAUUCAGAAUUGGUCUAUGUUUAGCAUUAGUCUUUUUUUGUUUUUUUCGAGACAGGGUUUCUCUGUGUAGCUUUGGAGCCUAUCCUGGAACUAGCUCUGUAGACCAGGCUGGCCUCGAACUCACAGAGAUCCACCUGCCUCUGCCUCCCAAGUGCUGGGAUUAAAGGUGUGCGCCACCACGGCCUAGCUAACAUUAGUCUUGUGGAGGAAAAAUGCUAAUAACUGCUUUCACUGUAACUUUCCCCAUCAAUUCACGUUUUUAACUCUGUGCCUUGAGCUUUGUGCACUUUGCAACUGUGUGACCUUGUCAUCAUACUCAACAAUGCUUCCUGGAGAAGUGGAUAUCCCAGAUUGGUCCACCAAGGCCUUUGGUGUGGCUUUGUAGUAGGACCUGAUUUAGAAAAUGGACAGGGAUCAGAAUUUACCCUCCUGUCCCAGUUCUCAUGAGGAUCAACUCUUACUGAGUGGAGUCCUUUCUGCCAUCCACCUCACCUGAUCUUACCAGCCUGUGUAGUAUGGGUAGAGUCCUGGUCCAGGACUGUGAUACUGUAGAGAUUACCCAACAGUGGGAGCUGCUCCCUGGAUCCCUCUAGGGAGACAUAGUUAUUAAAGCCAAAUAUGGUGAGUAGUUCUUGAUCCAUCACAUUUUAAUGGGUGUGUUUAGUAUUUGUAAAAGGUCAGCUGUGCCCUGCAUCUUGUAAACAUGUUUGAUAUUUGAGAACAGCAGGGGAGAGUUUGCACUGGUGUUUGAAGGCUUCCUUCAGCUGUGGUAAAGCUGUAUUUUGUUUCACUACACCAACAGUGCUCUUUAGAUCUUCACAAAAGUCUGAAGCUUACUCCAGCUAUUUUUCAAUGGUAAACAAGAAUUGACAUGGUGAGGGAAAAAUAGUUUUCUUCUCAAUUUUGCUUGAAUGUGAAGUGAGCAUUGACUUUGUGCUACUAGGCUUUAGCCAACAGCGAUUCCAACCCUUCAGAGAAUUGCCCCACACCCACACCCCCAGCUACUACUGCAAACUCAUUGGGCAGAAGAGUUAGAAAUGGCACAGUGGGGGGCAAGAACAUUGCCCAGUAGCAGUCCUGGGUUUGUGAAUGAUGGUCUAGUUCUUUCGGAUAUUUCUCUGCAGUUGAUAGAGUUUAUGGGGCUUUAAUUUAGGUUACAUUGAAGAACCCUGUGUGAGGACAGGCAGGCUCUAAUUACGGCCUGUACAGUUUUUUCUGCUCUAUCAAGGCAAAUUUUCAUUUUAUCAAAAAACCCAAAGUUUGCUUUUUCUGUUGGAAUGUUUGCUACAAGGUUGUAAAUACCAUUUGGAACUGGUUUCUUCUACAUGGCUUUAAUAUUUUGGACAGUAGUAAAGUUGGAACAUUUCUUGAGACAUAGGUAAGCGUCUCAGUGUCUAAUUUUUACCCUCCCUCAUCCCCUGGAAGAGAACAUUCUUUUUCUCCAACAGAACUUUCCCUAUAAAAGCAUUAUAUUACAUAAAUUGGCAUUAAAGUGGGUGCUUUUGCAUUAUUAAGUAAAUGGAGAAAUAGUCAUACUCAGUCUGUGUUAGCACAAAAUAGGCAGAGGAAAGCCUGUGGAAUUCUCCGAGUUAGAGCUGGGUACAACUGCUGAUCUUGAAAGUCUGGCGAAAGUGUGUGUGAUCCCUACAGUUUGUAAAACUUAAUGAAGGUGAAAUUGGCCUUGCUUAUUAGUUGAAAUCUUGACAGAAUUCUUAGUCCUCAACUAUGAGGAAAUAAAAUCUCCUCUCUCCCACUUAGUAUUUGCAGAAAAAUAUUUUUCAUGUAUGCUUGUGUUCUUGCCAGUGCAAUGUGCAGUUUUUCUGCCCCUGCUGAAGACUACUUUCUUAGUCAGAUCCUCAAAGGCCAGAUGGUGUAGAUCAGCUAGCCAGUCAGUGUAGUGGAGUUGAUUUGGCUAAACUGGCAAGUGUGUAGGUUUGCCUACAAUAGGCCUUUAAACAAAGCCACAAAUUAUUCUUUACCGAAACGUCUUUUUUUCUGGUUCCGAUUGCAAGUCACUUACUCUCCCUUUUGCUAGGAUGAAGUUGGUUUGUGUGUAGGUAGAGUGCAGAGGAAUGGGUGCCUUUGGUCAUGACACUGCAUAUAUGUCUUCAGUGCUCAGACCUGUGUAGGCCCCCCCCCCCCCCCCUUGUUUGCUUUCUGUCAGGUUGCAAAUUUGCACACAUGAAUGAUUCCUCAGGAACAGUUUGCACACUCCUCUCUUCGAUGUACUCUGUAUAGACCAAACAGCAUCAACGGUUACAGCACAAGAGACUUCAUAUAUAUAUCUGCUAGCACAGGCCAUGGUGAGCUCCCAAACAUUACUGUUUCUGCAGGUAAUGGAAAGAGGGGCACAGAGUGUCUAAGUGACCCCGAUUUUCCCUGUAAAUAACCUUCCAGAUUGUGCUGUCUUAUUGAGGCUGUGUUUGUUUUUUCUCCUUUCCUCUCUGAAGUAGUUAAUUAUUUCCAUGGUUAUUAUGCAAGAGGAAUUGCCCUUGAGCUAAGAUUCAGUUGUUUAUUAAGCAGCCAACAUUAAACUAAGCAUUAUUCUUUGAAUAUAUGUUCAUAGAAUAUACUAAUUUGAGAUAAUUACGAAACAACUAAAAAGCAAAAGUCUGCAUUAGCUAUCCAGCUCUUAGAGUGUUUAGAGGUUUGUUUGUUUGUUUGUUGUUUGUUUAUUUUUAUGGUGUAUUCCUUGAGCUUUUAGCUUGGAAUAUGUGUUUUUAUCCAAGUGUAGGUCUCUUAAGGGGACGUUAAAAUUGGAAUGUGACACGGUUAACUGACCUGACAGCUCUAGAGGACCUUUUCUGUUGUGAUUACUGCUUUCGGUAAGACUGUGCAAAAUGAGGUUCAUUUUUACCAGAAGUGCAGGGUUCAUAGAGAAAUGGAUCUUGUGCUUUAACUACCACAUAGAAAUUUGCCUUGGUUUCUAACCCCCAGAUAUUUGGAAGGAGGUACCUGUUCUUUCCCAGAGGAAAUGCCUCCUCUCUGGUCCCACUGCUGCUCACCUGCAGUCACUGUCUCCUCCUAGCACUCACUGAGACUUUAACUUGAACCUCUUUCCAGGGGCGAGGGUGUGUGUGUGGGGGGUGGUGUCUGUCGGGGGUUUGCUACCUCUCUUCAUCUUAGGCUUGAUUCAUUGUUAGGAGAGUGCUGAUGGAUUACACACCUCUGGGAAGUCAUCGUGGCUCUGGGGUUAAGAGUGCAGUGGUUUGGAAAAAUAGCUUAUAUUGGGUCUUAUGUGUCAUUUACAUAUUGUGACUGUACUAAAUGCAGUAAGACUGGAUGUUCUCCUGGGUGUGUUUGGUUGAUAAUGCCCUUGGCUCUUUUAGUUUUAUUUGUCAGCGUGCAAUUGUGGAGAAAUUAUUUAUGUCAAGGCCUGAGGAACUGUGACUCAAACAAAUGCUUAUACAAAAUUUGGAGAUCACAUGGGGGCAGACAGCUUUGGCACCCUCCAGCACAGCAAAGUGUCUGAGCAUUUGGCAGAAGGCAUGGCAAAUCUGGUACUGUCCUUUGCCACUCACUCACUCACAGGACAUGACUAAAGCACGUCUGAGCUGGGGCACAAAGCUGCUGGCCUGGGCUCUCUCCUUAUAAACAUUUGGUGGAUUUUGAAUCACUCCUCCGUAUUAGGUGUAUAUUCUCACUCUAAAACAUUGUGGUUAAUGAAAAAUAAAUCUUGUACAAAUGUCCUUAAA